AUGGAUUUCGACGAGGUGCUGCGGGAGGUGGGCUCCUUUGGGCUCUACCAGAAGGUCAUCAUUUGCUCCGUUCUAUUGCCCGCCGCGCUGCCUUGUGCCUUCCACGCCUAUAGCCAGUUGUUCAUAGCGGCCACACCUCAGCACUUUUGUCGCGUUCCUGAGCUGGAGCCCUGGACGCAGGACUAUGUGCAGCUUGUUAAGAACCUGAGCAUUCCGCGUAAUCGCAAUGGAGCCUAUGCCGAGUGUUCCAUGUACGCGAGAAAUUACACCGAUAUAGUGCGCUAUCUUGAGUAUCGCCCUCCUCCGGAUUUGUUACGACAACAGGCAGAGGAUUUGCUCAAGUUGCAGCCGGAUACGGCGCAGGUGGUGCCGUGCCAACAUGGCUGGCACUACGACAAAUCCAUAUACUCAAGUACGGUGGUUCAAGAGUGGAACCUGGUGUGCGACCGCAGCUUCCUUGUUACUUUGGCGCUUGUGGUGUUCGGUGUGGGCGGAUUGCUAGGUAACUAUGUAUUUGGAUAUCUCGUGGAUCUGUGGGGCAGGCGGCCAUCCUUCUACGCCUAUCUGCUGCUCGAGAUUACUGCCUGUGCGGCCAGUGCCUUUGCCUGGAACUAUUACACUUGGUUGGGACUGCGCUUUGUGGUUGGACUGACGGUGCCAGCUAUUCUGGCGAGUCCCUAUGUUCUGGCCAUUGAGCUGGUGGGACCGGAGAGGAGAGUUUUUUGCACCAUCGUCUCGAAUAUCGCCUAUUCCUUGGGCUUGGUGGUAUUAGCCGGAGUUAUCUACAUCGUACGUGAUUGGCGGGAACUCAGUUUGGCAGUGUCCAUGCCUUUGCUGAUGCUUUUCUCCUGCUUCUUCGUGCUUCCGGAAUCACCACGAUGGUUAAUGGCCGUGGGGAAAACCAGGAGGGCCAUUAAAAUCCUGAAAGUCAUGGCCAGAGUGAAUGGUGUGCGCGUAAAUCGGGAUUUUGUGGAACGGUUGCAGCGAAAACUGGUCAGCACAAAGGCUGCGGAAACCAAAUCUUCAAUGACUACCCACUAUGGCAUCUUGGACUUAUUCCGGGGACCCAAUAUGCGUCGAAAGACCCUGAUCAUAACCCUUAUUUGGUUUGCCAACACCAGUGUCUACGUGGGACUGAGUUACUAUGCUCCUGCGCUUGGAGGCGAUGAGAUCUGGAACUUCUUUCUGGCUGGGGCGGUGGAACUGCCAACAUAUUUGCUACUCUGGCCGGGAUUGAGUUAUUUCGGAAGGCGCUGGAUCCUGUUCAUCUCGAUGCUGGUGGGCGGAGUCGCCUGCGUGGCCACGUUCCUGUACCCAGACAUCACACUGCUGCUCUACUGCGUGGGUAAGAUGGGCAUCAGCUCGUCCUUCGUAGUCUUGCCGCUCAUGGCAUCUGAGUUGUAUCCCACGGUGGUGCGGGGACUGGGCAUGAGCUUUAGCUCGGUGAUAGCCAUGGUGGGACCUAUAGUGAUUCCCAUGAUCAAUCAUAUGGGUCAGCAAAUGCUCGUACUUCCGCUAAUUGUGAUGGGAGCUCUGCUGAUCUUGGGAGGAUUUGCUAGUCUUCUGCUGCCGGAGACCCGUAACCGAAAUCUUCCCCAGACCUUAGAGGAGGGCGAGGCAGUGCCACUAAGCUUCCUCCUCUGCUGCUGUGUGGAAAGCGAGCGAAAGCCGAGCAAUAUCCGUGUGAGUCCGCAGAAAAGAAUUGUUCCUGAGGGCGGAACACCGGUUUUCCAUCGUGUAGAUACUCCGGUUUCAGCUAGAGUCCCUUGCAAGAUCGUUUGCAGCAUUUGUAAAAAUGAAAUGCGUACGCUUUAGUCAGUUAAAAGUUGUUGAAA
Messenger RNA from Drosophila sechellia, 1835 nucleotides. RefSeq names its product Beta-alanine transporter (gene Balat). The transcript is spliced from 4 exons. Gene Ontology annotation, cellular component: membrane. Bases 1 to 1815 code for a protein of 604 amino acids. The record is from RefSeq and is a predicted model, not a curated record. NCBI's taxonomy places the organism in Eukaryota, Metazoa, Arthropoda, Insecta, Diptera, Drosophilidae. Gene Ontology annotation, biological process: transmembrane transport. Gene Ontology annotation, molecular function: transmembrane transporter activity.